UCCUCCUCUCUCCUUAUCGUACUUGCACGCCGCAGGCCCUGUUGUGUAACCCGACCCACACAGGCUCUUCACAAAGGCGACGCCUCGCCCCUGCUCUCUCCCUCCCGCAGCUUGGGCACAGCGAGAGCUCGAGAGAGGCUGAAGCCCAUUGGCUCGCUCCUCGCGUCCGCCCUGGCAAGACGGCGAAGUUCCGCUCCGGGAAGUUUCAAAGGCACAGGCGCAAUCCGUAUUUGCUAGAACUGUCUGGCUGAGGAUGUGGGUCCAUGCUCUUGGCUUCACAGCCUUGCCCCAUCUUGGUGGAUUCCUGGGCUGGUUCUUCACUCGGAAGGAAGUGCCCACGUGGUUUGAAGAUCUGAAGAAACCGUCAUGGCGUCCACCCAAUAAAAUGUUCCCAGUUGCUUGGACGACACUGUAUACAAGCAUGGGGUAUGCUUCAUAUUUGGUGUGGAAGGACCUUGAUGGCUUCAACAGUCAAGCAGUUGUCCCACUGGGCCUCUAUGGAGCUCAGCUUGCACUGAACUGGGCAUGGACUCCUAUAUUCUUUGGAGCUCAUAACCUAAAGCUGGCCCUGAUCGACAUUGUGGGUCUUUAUGGGUUAGUGCUGGCCACGAUGUAUUCCUGGUACCCUAUUAACAAAACAGCAACACUGCUGAUGCUGCCUUACCUUGCCUGGCUGACCUUAGCUUCUUCUCUUACCUACCGUAUCUGGAAAGACAAUCCUGAAAAGGGAAAGAAGAAAGAAUAAGGAAGGAACUGGGGAAAUGGACAUAUUUGGCGAAACCCUUUGACACUGAGAUCUGGUACUAUGAAGGAAGAUAAUUUAACUGGCACAAAAGCAUUUAGCAUUUAAGGGUUGGGAGAUGGGGAAUCCUUUACGAAAUGCAAUGGCACAUAUUAAGAAGACUGUUAUACAUUCUGAGUUUGAAAACCACAGUUCCCAUCCUCAUUCAAAGCACUAUUUUAUACAUGUUUACUCAGAGAAGUCUCACUGAAUUAAUUGAAGCCUUAGUAUUCUAAUGAGACGAUGUUGUCAGGUAACAUUUAUAUAGAUAAGCCCUUCUUAAAAUUUUGUUUUGUUUUGUUUCACUGAAUUGUAGUUAGACUACUUCAGAAAAAUCUGGAGGCGCACUAGACUCAUUAAGAGUUGAACACCCAUAUAUGUGUUGUACUAAUGAGGAUUGCUUCACACAUUCUUGCUUUUUAGGUGCAUACAUUAUUUUUCCUCUCCCAUUUCCUCCCCUCUUCAUUCUUUUCCCCAAGUGCCAUAAUUUAGAUUGUAACACAUUGGGGCAAGGACAUAUUUUUUUUGUUGGCUUCAUUCCAAUAGCAUAUAAACAGUGCAAUCCUACAUAUGUCUAUUUGCGAGUAAGCUUUAUUGAAUUCAGUAGGGCCUACUCCCAGGAAAGUGUGUACAGGACUAAGGUGCAAGUCUUUCUACACCUAAACAUGUAAAGUGUGGAUGUUUAAGCACUGGUUUUGGCGUUUUUUUGUGGAGUUGGGAAUAGCCUCAGGCACUCUAUUAGGUGGAUACUCAGUGGCAUAGCUGGGUGAAUGUAUGAAAAGGCUCAGAUGCUGGGAAUGGAACAGGAAUUAUUUUCACCCGACAGGAGGGUUUGCUCUGUUUUUCCAAGUCAGUUAUUACAUGGGCAGAUGGUUACACAUGAAUGCACCAUGAUGAGCUAUUUCACAAGCUGUGUUUUCAUUUGUUUAAAGAAAAGGAAUUCAGUUCUAGUGCUGGGGACAGAACCGAGCAAUGCUGGAAAUGGGUCCCCCAAAAGUUAUAGUAUAAUAUAUUUGCUUUUGCUGCUUGAGAUUAACAUGGCCAGCCAUUUGGAAAUAGAUUUAAUAAGUUGUGGGGCGGGGUUUAAGUGGGGGAGCUGCUAUUAUUGCUUAUUUCUCCCAGUAGCCCUUGGUGCAACCUGAAAUCUGUUUAGCAUCCAGCAGAGGCUUACUUAAUGAAGUUUGCCCAAUACCCUCUUAACACUGCUACAAACUGCAGACUUUGGGGCUUUGACAUCAUAUUCUGCUUUUUCUCCCCUUUGCAUUGUUUUGUUGAACAUCCAGCCUGACUAAGUGUUUCAGGCAGUGUAUUUUUCUAGAAGAGGCACCAGAACUCACCAUGAAUGGCUCCUUUGUUCCCUUAUAAUGGCAAUGACACCCACCUGAGAGGCGCCGGAACUGAGUUCCGGCAAGUUCCGGCUGGAAAAAAACCGUUUCUGGGGAACAUCAGCUUGCUCAUGACUUUGUGAAUUUUGCUUUGUCCUAAUAAAGGUAUUGUCCUACUGUG
Podarcis raffonei (Aeolian wall lizard) is the source of this 2287-nucleotide messenger RNA. RefSeq names its product translocator protein 2 (gene TSPO2). Gene Ontology annotation, molecular function: cholesterol binding. The coding region runs from base 254 to 745 and encodes 163 amino acids. NCBI's taxonomy places the organism in Eukaryota, Metazoa, Chordata, Lepidosauria, Squamata, Lacertidae. The record is from RefSeq and is a predicted model, not a curated record. The transcript has 4 exons. Gene Ontology annotation, cellular component: membrane; endoplasmic reticulum.